Molecule: messenger RNA, 2772 nt
Organism: Aedes albopictus (Asian tiger mosquito)
Lineage: Eukaryota; Metazoa; Arthropoda; Insecta; Diptera; Culicidae
Gene: mol
Product: dual oxidase maturation factor 1
Exons: 11
Coding region: 825-2090 (421 amino acids)
Biological process (GO): protein transport
Cellular component (GO): endoplasmic reticulum membrane
Source: RefSeq, a predicted model, not a curated record
CCAGCCAGCAGCGAAUCAGUCAGUUUACAAAGAACAUUCGUCCGUGUCGGUAGCGAGUUUGUGCUGUUUCCGUGUGAUUUGUCGAGUCGAGAGAUCCCGGAACCGUGUCGCGUCGUCGUCGUCGUCGCCGUUGUCAUCGUCCUCAUUGUCGUCGGGUUCAGUUCCUACAGAGAGGUGUGUUGAUUGCGCGCGGAAUUAGUGAUUUUUUCGUGAUUGUGAUUCUGCGUUUGGCUCGAUUUUAAAAAUUUGUGUUGGAAGGUGAAGAUUUGUGAUACGGCGUUAGAAGAAAUUCAAUCUACCAGCCCCAUCAUCAACAACAUCACCGCCGUCAGUCAGCAUCACCGCGCGCCACGCCGCCGGUCGUCGCCAUCAUCGACAUCUUCCAAGCACGAUCACGGAGAGGAAACCCACACCAGAAGACAACAGUAAUCGGGCGCCACGGAAUCGUAGAAGAAGAAAAAUUAUACAACCACAACAGUAACAAUCGACUUCCAGCAACAACAACGGUGCACCAGCAAAAAUAGCAGAAGCGAAAAAAAGUUGAUUAAAUAAUAGGCUCACUUUAGCGAGCAACUAGUGUGUUGUGGUGUCUAAUCCAAGCCCUCGGUGAAGUAAUUGUGUGCAACUUAGUGGGAAGUGCUUGGCGAAGCAACAAACCAAGCCCGAAAGGACCCUCGUCUCGGAAGGUGCAACAAAGUCAAAGCGAAGCAGCAUCCAGCCAAUACGGUGAGCUCGAGUUGCUGCUGGAAAAACGAUAAGCUGGCUUCGUAAUCCAAACUAGGCAGUGAGGUUCCCACCAUUGCUGAUACCGACCUUCCCUCGCAAUGAAGGGUUGGUUCGAUGCAUUUCGAGACGACGGGGCUCCCACUCUGUACUCGUUCUCCAACCGAACCCCAGUAACCGGCGAUGUGUCGAUUGUGGCCGUAUGCGUCUUGUUUGCCACUAUCUAUCUGGCAUUUCUGGUCAUCUUCCCCGGCGUGCGAAAGCAGAAAUUCACUACCUUCACGACAGUAACCCUUAGCUUAUUCGUAGGAUUAGUUAUUUUAGUUACCCGACUGGGUUCAGGUUGGCAUGUGGCUCAGUCAACCAUCGUCGCACCGUACAAGGCGUUCUCGCGAGAGAAGCUUCCGGCCCGGCUGGGCGCCCACAUUGGACUGAUGCACAUCAACAUCACGCUGGCAGCACUGCCUGUUGGCAACUGGUCCACCCCGGACAUUGACUUCAACGAACGAUUUAGCUGGAACCAAGCUAAUGAUAUGGGCAACUCGUACAAAAACGCUCUGCAGCGUGGCUUGCCAUAUCCCAUUCUGACCGUGGCGGAAUAUUUCAGCCUUGGUCAGGAAGGAUUCGCAUGGGGUGGACAGUACCGAGCCGCUGGCUAUUAUGCUAGCAUUUUACUAUGGGCUUCCUUCGCAUCGUGGUUAAUGAUGAAUCUACUUCUGGUGGCUGUGCCACGUUAUGGAGCCUACACUAUGACGCUCACCGGGGCCCUGUUGAUUGGGGCCAGCAUUGGCUACAGCCAGAUGCUACCGAAACGACCGUUAACGAUCUUCAUCGAGGGAGGCCGCAUCAGCUUCCGGCUGGGAUGGUGCUUUUGGCUUGUGCUGGUUGCAGGCAUUCUCUGUCUAUCGGUUGGACUGAUAAUAUCAAUCAUCGAUUUGGUGUGGCCUCACCGAUUCUCAACCAUUCUAGAGGUUUAUUACGACACUCCCUACGAUAGACACGUGAUAUUGGAAGAAUCUCACGAUGUCCGGUACCGUAAACGUAAUAGCAAAGGUCUAGAAGAUCCUCCAGGGCUUGGAUCGCGAAUUCUUCGCCGCCUGUCAUCGAAAACUCGGGAGCAAACCAACGACAAAGCGGGCAUCGAGAACCGUGGCUUCCAGCAUGAUGUUCCGAAGUCACCGUGGCGCUAUCCGUUCCGACGAACUCAGCAAUCGCCUCCGCAGGGAAUCCAGCGCACCAUUUCGCAAGAUUCCAACUCCAGUAUCGCAUCCGCAGCUGCCAUGUCUCAGUCGCUACACAAAGUUGCACUCUCCAGAAUGCUGCCAAAACCGCCUCUGGAGCGCACCCGCGAAAUCUCAAACUGGUAGACGAUAAACAGCCAUUAACACAAUCGCCCAACCACAAUCGGUUCAAAACCGAGCGCCAAUCCUCACUUAAAAACUAGGAACCACACGUGUGCAACUUUACGUGAUGAAUCUCUUGUGAUAUUAAAUCGUAAAACACCGAAAAUUGACAAAGCAGAAUAACUUAUCGAGAUAAAUAAUGCAACAAACAAAAAAAAAAAACAAAUCCAAGUUAUUCUGGAAGGCCUUGUUCAAAUGCGACUUAUCUUAAGAAUAGGACGAAACAAUUUUAUAGAUUAGGGACUUAUUGAAAAUGGCUUCGUAUGGAGCAGAUUUUAAACUGACCGUGUGUCUAGACGUUGAAGUGUAGCGAUAGUAGUAUUCUAGGAAUUAUUCAUCAAAUGCUUAGAAUUAAGACUGGCCAACUUGCAGAACACUUGGGCCGCAUUCGUAAGAAAUUAUCAGAAACCCAACUAUUACAAGACUAUCAGGAGAGAAGAGAGAGAGAGAGUGUAUAGUGCCCUUUUAAGAUAUUUAUUAAUUUCGAUUGUGUAGGGAGUUUUACGAGUAUGUAGGAAGAAUUUUAAUUAUCAGGAACCCAGUGACAGAGAAGAAAAAUGAAGUAUUAAUUAACUAUGUGUCAUGUGGACAGAGAAGAUUGUAAUCGCUAUCGAAUAUGAAAUAAAUGAAAAACUAUUGUGACAUA